This is a messenger RNA of Aspergillus pseudoviridinutans, 1185 nucleotides long. Its product is annotated as Zn(II)2Cys6 transcription factor domain-containing protein. NCBI's taxonomy places the organism in Eukaryota, Fungi, Ascomycota, Eurotiomycetes, Eurotiales, Aspergillaceae. The record is from RefSeq and is a predicted model, not a curated record. Gene Ontology annotation, molecular function: zinc ion binding; sequence-specific DNA binding; DNA-binding transcription factor activity, RNA polymerase II-specific. Gene Ontology annotation, biological process: positive regulation of transcription by RNA polymerase II. The coding region runs from base 1 to 1185 and encodes 394 amino acids. The transcript is spliced from 2 exons. Gene Ontology annotation, cellular component: nucleus.
AUGACCACUCCACAGCGCCGCAAGCUCCGCAACGAGAACAUCCCUCACAACUUUAUCCAGAGUUGGCAAUGCCCUGCGGCUGAUGGUGUACGGCCAGUAGUUCGCCGACCAAUCACCGCCUGUGAAUCAUGUCGCACAGCGAAGGUCAAGUGUACUGGGAAUCAGAGCACCUGUGAUCGAUGCACUAGUCGGGGAAUCCCCUGCAGAUACACCGCACCCUCCUCCACCAGCUCCUCGAGUCCUCGAUCUACUGACUCUCCUGGGCAUCCGAAGAACGUCGAUAGCUCGACGACAUCCAGCAGUCAGUCGACCGCCAGCGGUAAUACCUCGCUGUCUAUAGCCAAGCCGUCAGCGGUUCCGAUGUCCAUGGACUGGGGAAUGGAUACUGCAUAUCCCCUGGGUCUCAACGAGGAGAUCCGCGAGCAAGACCUCAAUCCCAUGGUUGAGUGGCCAAAGGAGAUGUCCAAUUAUCUCUUUGACUGGUCCUCCCUAGAUCUGUCCCAUAAUGCGAUUGACUCCCCAAAUAGCCUAUCGACAGAGGAUAUGCAUGUCUUCCAACCACUGGCGGCACAGACGUCUCCAUCGACAAACCAGAAUGGUAGCCCCAAUAUCACGCCGGCCGCCUCCGUGCCACUACAGAGCCCGCUGCCACCACAGGGAAGCUGCCAAUGCCGCACGGAUCUCAUGCUUCAGGUUCCCGAGGUCAACAACGCGAUGCAAGCCAAGCCACACCCUCAUCUGGACCGAAUCUUCAAGGUGACGGGCAACGUUCUCGGGGCGUGUCGGGAUCUCAUCAAGUGUGCGAGCUGCCAAGUCAGCUACGCAGACCUCGUCUGUAUUGUGGCAGUCCUUCAACAAACAGGGACAUGCUUCGAGCACAUCGCCAGUGGAGGCCUGGUGGCUAGUGCUAUCAAGGUUUGUGUUGGCCAAUAUGAGGUCCCCAUCGCCAACGAAAUCAAGCUACGGCAUAUGCUCGUCAUGGAUCUGGUAGCCCAGGCCAACUGUUUAUUGUCUCUCUUGCGCAAUCGAGGUCAGAGCCUGGUGGAGUCGCAGCCAGCCACGCGUGACCGCCUCACGCAGAUCAAUAUAGACUACAUGCAGGAGGUUGUUAAGAGCUUCGAACAUACGCUGCGAUUGAUCGCCGACUCACUUGAGAAACCAGCAUCGGAUGGGGGAACGAAUUAG